AUGCUGGAGCUCUGCCCAGACAAUCCUGCAGCGAGCUUGGAGAGCUUGGAGAGCUCGGAAGUCGCAGUUCUCCCGGACGCCAAGGCCAUGAUGGCAUCGCUCUAUUCUGAACGUGCCAAAGCGUGCAUGCGACUGAAAGACUGGCUUGUGCAGCCGUACCUCUAUCGUGCUCAGGCUCUUCAGGCCCUUGAACGUCAUGAGGAUGCAGUUAAAGAGCUUGAGUCCCUCCUUUCUUGGCAUCCAAACGAAAGUGUGUAUCACAAGUUUGAAGAUGCAAAGUUUUUGCUGAGGAAGCACAAGCGGAAGAACUACUACGAAGUUCUUGGAGUGCCAUCCGUGGCAUCCCAACUGGAGAUCAAAAAGGCUUACAGAGAGCGCGCAGCCGAGUGGCACCCGGACAAGAAAUCUCACCUGGACGAGGAUCAAAGAAAAAAUGCUGAAGAGAUGUUCAAGGUGAUUGGUGAAGCCUACGAAGUGCUGACAGAUCCAACUAAGAAAGAACUCUACGAAAAAGGCUAUGACUUGGAGGGCAUCAAUGAGCAAAUUGAGCUCAAGAAAAGGAUGAUUAAGAUAUUUGGAGUGGGUCGAGGGAAGCGGGCUGAGGAGUCCAAGGAUGGCGAUGCCGAGGCGCCGGCAGCAAAGAAAAAGCAGCCUGGCGAAAUUCGAAUGCAAAAGGAGUUGGAUGAAAUGGAGCUGCCACCGCAGUGCCAUAUUGACUUUCCGGACAAGAACAACCUGAUGCACUUUAACAUUACGAUCUCACCUGACGAGGGUUUUUGGAAAGGAGCAAGCUACACCUUCGUGUUCAACGUUGCUGCCUUGUAUCCUCACGAGGCCCCGAAAGUAAAAUGUGAGACGAAGAUUUACCAUCCAAACAUUGAUAUGCAGGGCAAUGUUUGCUUGAAUAUCUUGCGGGAAGAUUGGAAGCCUGUGCUCUCCAUCUCUUCAGUGGUCUAUGGGCUUCUGUAUCUCUUCCUAGAGCCUAAUCCUGGCGAUCCGCUAAACCAUGAAGCUGCUGAGGUCUUGAGGAACAACAGAAGUGAGUUUUGUCGGAUUGUGGCCAGGACCUUGAGGGGUGGUGCGGUGGCAGGCGGAAUCAGUGGUGUAGCAAAUGCUGCCCUGGCUUGGUGUCAGAGUUUGCUGUCUCCAGCGGGACUGGCUCAUAGUUUGUCUCUGGUCUGUUUUCUUGCACAAGUGAUUCUCAUCAACGUCUUUUUGGUUCAAUACCUUAGCUCGACGGUCCUUUUGACCAUGACGAUAGAUGUGCCCUUGUUGCUUCACCUUGCAUGGUUUUGGAGAGUGGACAGUUCCUAUCGCGCAGCACCAACACAGUGGUUUUGUUACUCUUGGGUGCAUGCAGCGAAGGUUGUCGUGCUUUUUUGCCGCGUGAUGCCACGUUUGACGAGCUCCACUCCAGCAGUCACGGAGGAUGUGCUCCGUGGCAGUGACUUCAGCAUCAAUGCCUCCUAUUUCCAGGACUUGUUUAGUCCAACCAUGCUUGCAAACCUCUUGCUGAUCACGCCAGUGUUCUAUGCUUUGCUGAUGUUUCGCACGAGUAAGGCAAUUUUCGGUUCGUUGUCCAAACGUGUCACUGUGGACCUCAUUAUGCACUAUGAUAUGUUGUGGCAUGUGGUUAUUGAUAUGGUCGACCAGGUGGACAUGUUUUACUAUGCGCGUCUAGCAGAAUGGGCGGCCACCUCAGGUUGGAAGCGAAGCCCUCGAGCAACACAAGAAUUCCCUGGUGCUGAUCCAAACGGCACAUUGGCAGAUAAGAAAACCAAUGCAAAGAGCAUCAAGAGCAUCAAGAGCAUUUGGGUUGUGCACUUGAGGCUUCGGCUUCCGGAAGGGACAGCCUUCGCAGGUCAGUCCUGUCGCAGGGGUCCGCCACGGCCUGAGAUACGCCCUUCAGUGCGGAACAGCUUGAGCCAACUCAUCGGAGCAGUCAAGCUAGACCAGGGACGGAGCGUGCCUGGUUUGAGCGACAAGAAAGGGCUCGUCGACGCAGAUUACAGGCAGACAUGUUCUCAUGUGCGAGCCGGUGUGAGCCGAUGUGAGCCGAUGUGCAACUUCAUCAUCGGACUCCAAGGCGUGAUGAACCUCAUUCAGCGGCACAACAUCAUCAUUGCGAGGAAGAGGUCUGCCAUUGCUUCCAUUUUUCUUAUCGACAUCCCAUUUUUGACUAUUCGGGUUUGGCUUUGGGCUCUGCUCCAGCAUACAUACUUUCCUGGACUUGGGAUCAAGAAUGGGCUUUGCAUUGUUUUGAAUGUUAUGCAGUAUACACUGGUAGCGCUCGCGAGCAAAGAAUCCUUCAAGAGGAUCAAACGCGAGAUUGCGGAAUACAUCACGAGGUUUCAUAGUGGUACAUUGAAGGAAGAGGCUGAAGGAGAGUCUUACGGAGAACGAUCCGGCCAGGAGGAAGGUGCGAGUCAGUCAGUCUUGGAUCAAAGUGUUUCAGAGCUCAUGCACCAGGAUUCGGUGCCAUCACUCUCUGCAUCCAAGGAGCAGGCUCAUCAGAUGAAGCAGGCACUUCACAAAGUAGGUCGGGACACUGCAAGGGGUGUUGGAAUUUGUGUAUAUAUUUUUGCAUUGACACUAGCUUUUGCAGCCGGCUUCAUCAUUGCUCAAGGUGAGACUGUGGUGGAGCUAUUUAUCGCAUGGGUUCAGGAGACGAUUGAGAAUCAGGCACUGCUCACCUCUUGUUUUGCCUGA
This is a messenger RNA of Cladocopium goreaui, 2709 nucleotides long. The record is from the annotation of a GenBank genome assembly. NCBI's taxonomy places the organism in Eukaryota, Dinophyceae, Suessiales, Symbiodiniaceae.